GACAUGCGCAGUUCUGUACUUAGCUACAGACUAUUUCGUUCGAUGCGAGAUAAAUCUCAGAGACAGAACAUGUCCGAUACUGAGGAUGGCGGUAUGGGGGCGGAGGACGUGAACGUGACCCAGAUUGGGUCGAAGAAUGAGGUUCGGAUACAGAAAACAGACAUGAGGGACGUCAACAUCAACAUUAUCUUAAACGCCCAGCAGGCUGCCCAGGCAAAUGGUGGAGUCCUUGGCAACUUGCUUUCGAGAGUGAUGAACAGCUGCAGGGGAAGAAAGGAUGAAAAACGCAGUCCAAAGGGCUGCACGAGGAGGGAAGAAGAACUGCCACAGGAGAUCGGAAGUGUUCCGAUCGAGUCGGGCGCAUAUGAAAAGACAUGCACACACAUGGGAACAUGUCCGGUACUGAGGAUGGCGGUAUGGGGGCGGAGGACGUGAACGUGACCCAGAUUGGGUCGAAGAAUGAGGUUCGGAUACAGAAAACAGACAUGAGGGACGUCAACAUCAACAUUAUCUUAAACGCCCAGCAGGCAGCCCAGGCAAAUGGUGGAGUAGAUGGCAACAUGCUUUCGAGAGUGAUGAACAGUUGCAGGGGAGGAAAGCGGAUGAAACGCCGUCCAAAGGCAACCAUUGGUAGAGGUCAAAAACGAAAACGAAAACAAUGUACCAAAAAUGGUCCAUAGAUGGUAUAUACCUUCUUUGAGAGGCAUUUAGAAGUUGGGGCUUUAAGGAAGGAUAACAACUUCUUUAUUGCUGUGAGAGUGACGUUACGGUGUAGGUUCUAGCACCUUAAUCAACCAAGUGAUCAAGCUUGCUCUCACACCAAAAAAGAAGUUGUUCAUCCAUAUAUUGUUAUCCUUCCUUGGUACAUACCUGUACUCAAACAAAAUCAAAAAUGAAAACGAAAACAAAGUACCAAAAAAUGUACAUAGAUGGUACAUACCUGUACUCAAAGAAAUACGAAAACGAAAACAAAGUAGCACAAAAAGGUACAUAGGUGGUACAAACAUGUGCUGAAAAAAACGAAAAAAAGUCUGUAGAUGGUACAUACCUGUACUCAAAGAAAAACAAAAACGAAAACAAAGUACGACAAAACAUGUCCAUAAAUGGUACGUCCAUGUACUAAAAGAAAAACGAAAAUGAAAACAAAGUACAAAAAAAAGGUUCAUAGAUGGUACUGACAUGUACUCAAAGAAAUACGAAAACGAAAACGAAAUACCGAAAAAAGGUACAUAAAUGGUACAACCCUGUACUCAAAGGAAAAAGAAAACGAAAACAAAGUAGCACAAAAAGGUCCAUAGGUGGUACAAACGUGCUGAAAAAAAAAAACGAAAAAAAAGUCUGUAGAUGGUACAUACCUGUACUCAAAGAAAUACGAAAACGAAAACAAAGUACCACAAAAAAUGUACAUAGAUGGUACAUACCUCUAUUCAAAGAAAAACGAAAACAAACUACCAAAAUGGGUCCACAGAUGGUACAUACCUGUACUCAAAGAAAAACAAAAACGAAAACAAAAUACAAAAAAAAGGUUCAUAGAUGGUACUGACAUGUACUCAAACAAAUACGAAAACGAAAACAAAGUAGCACAAAAAGGUCCAUAGGAGGUACAAACGUGCUGAAAAAAAACGAAAAAAAAGUCUGUAGAUGGUACAUACCUGUACUCAAAGAAAAACAAAAACGAAAACAAAGUACGACAAAACAUGUCCAUAAAUGGUACGUCCAUGUACUAAAAGAAAAACGAAAAUGAAAACAAAGUACAAAAAAAAGGUUCAUAGAUGGUACUGACAUGUACUCAAAGAAAUACGAAAACGAAAACGAAAUACCGAAAAAAGGUACAUAAAUGGUACAACCCUGUACUCAAAGGAAAAGAAAACGAAAACAAAGUAGCACUAAAAAGGUCCAUAGGUGGUACAAACGUGCUGAAAAACGAAAAAAAUCUGUAGAUGGUACAUACCUGUACUCAAAGAAAAACAAAAACGAAAACAAAGUACGACAAAACAGGUCCAUAAACGGUACGUCCAUGUACUAAAAGAAAAACGAAAAUGAAAACAAAGUACAAAAAAAAAGGUUCAUAGAUGGUACAAACAUGUGCUGAAAAAACACACGAAAAAAGUGUCUGUAGAUGGUACAUACUCAAACAAAAAAAAAAAAGUACCCCAAAACAGGUCCAUAAAUGGUACGUACAUGUACUCAAAGAAAAACGAAAAUGAAAAGCAAAGAACAAAAAAAGGUUCAUAGAUGGUACCGACAUGUACUCAAACAAAUACGAAAACGAAAACAAAGUACCUCAAAAAAGGUCCAUAGGUGGUACAUACAUGUACUGAAAAA
This is a messenger RNA of Haliotis rubra (blacklip abalone), 2325 nucleotides long. RefSeq lists its product as uncharacterized. NCBI's taxonomy places the organism in Eukaryota, Metazoa, Mollusca, Gastropoda, Lepetellida, Haliotidae. Bases 4 to 435 code for a protein of 143 amino acids. The record is from RefSeq and is a predicted model, not a curated record. The transcript has 6 exons.